AUGAACAAAGUCCAUUUUAGUAUUGCUGCUGUCCUUGUACUAGCAGUAAUUCGUAAUAGUGAAUGUUUUACAGCCGGAUGGGGCGGACUUAUUCCAUUAACGAGUACAGAAGUCUCAUCAUCUGGUACAACGCAUUAUGCCAUAACUGAGUGUGCAUUGCUCCGAAUUGCAGCAGAUUACUUAACGAAAGUACAUGGUUCAACAGAUUUAGAUAGCAUCGGCAGUUCGACAGGUGUUUGCUCCAAAGUAAAAGACGAUUUCAAUUCGAUCGAAAACGAAGUUAAACGACUUCGAGUAAGCAGUACAUUUCGUUCAGCUGUUUAUGCUAUUUCGACGGAAAACGUCCUUGUCGAUGGUUUGGAGUGGUAUAAUGAAAGGUCGCACUUUGAUGGCGAAACUUUUACACAAGCCUCCGGAUUAGUAGCCAUGCGAUUAAAUUCUGCUAAGAGCAAUUUAGGAGCCGAUAAUUUGUAUCACGCCCGGGCUUAUUUUGGUCAAGCUAUGCAUACGUUGCAAGACUUCUAUGCUCAUUCAAAUUGGAUUGAACUUGGACAAACUGAGCCCAACACGAAUAUUGGUAGUGGUAUUAUUCUUGGCAAAUAUGCAUCGAAGAGUAUGCCAACUUGCAGGAAUUGCAAUAGCACAGAUUGCGCAAAAGAUAAUAUUUUGCCUGAAAUAAUUAAAGAUGGUUGGCUGACCAGUGGCUAUUUUGGUUUAACACCUUUGGCAAAAAAGCCGUUGGGUAAAUGCAGUCAUGGUGGUUCAGCUGAUGCGACAACAGACGAGGAAGCAACUGGCUUUGGUAUCAAUAAAGAUUAUGCUACUUCUGAUCAUGGCAUGUUCUACCAUUAUGAUGCAGCUCGAGUUGCGUAUGAAGCUACAAAACAAAAACUUUCUCAGUUAUGGACACAAUUUGGUGAUACUACAUUCGGUCGUUUUCUUGGCCUCGAAACCACAAGUCUUGCCAUUGCAAUUGAUACAACAGGCAGUAUGGCUCCAUACAUCGAACUAGUCAAACAAAUGGCUAUUCGCAUCGUGCAAAGCACAACUGGUGAUUCAGCAGUACUUCGUCCACGUAACUAUAUUCUGUCUCCAUUCAAUGACCCUGGCUAUGGGCCACUAGUAGUGACGACAAAUGCACAGGUAUUGAUUGACGCCAUUUCUGCUUUGACAGCGUCCGGUGGAGGUGACUUGCCUGAACUAUACUAUCACGGAUUGAAUGAAGCAUUGAAUGUUUGUGAACGUGAUUCAAGCGUAUUUACAUUUACUGAUGCGCCAGCGAAAGAUGCCUAUUUGAGAAGUCAAAUACUUGCUAAAGCUUCAGAAAUGAAUAUUCGUGUCUAUUCGUUUUACGCUGGUGCGAUAUAUAUUGGCCGACGAAAACGUCAAUCUACUGGUACAACUGACAGUAUCGAAGCAUUAGAUGGAUCCGAUGGACAUGACAUUGCUUCGGCUACCGGAGGACUUACCAUGGGAAUCCAAGCAGGUGAUGCAAAUGCUACCGCAGAAUAUGUCAUGGGUCGUUUAGCACGGCCUGAAUCUAUACUGACAAUCAAUCUACCAGGAUCGACCAACUUAACAUUUGAAGUUGACGACUCAAUAACUGUUAUAAAUAUCGAUGUUAGUUCAACACAGCUAUUAUCUGGUUCUGUAGAACUCAUUGAUUCUAAAGGAAAUUUGUUGAAACCAACACCGAUAGCUGCUUCUAAUUUCUUUAAAUUAUAUAAGAUACAAAAAGCCACAGCUGGCACGUGGAAACUACAUUCAUAUUAUAUUGGUAAACAUAGCAUUGAGUUAAGUAGCGAUACUUCGAUUUCUUGUACAACAACACUCUGCGAAGUACACAAAGGACAUACGCUUGAGUACAUGCCCUUGCAAGAUACGCCACUAGUUAAUCAAACAGAUCUUGUUCUACUGACUGUAUGUGAAAAUUUACCUUCUCAUAUUACAAACGGAUCUGUUAAAUUGAUUAAUAACCAAGGUACGAUCAUAACUGAACUGUAUCCAUCGACAUUCGGUAAAAAUGGUUUUAUCACGUCGAUUCAAAUACCUGACGUUGACUUUCGAAUGUUAACAACUGUUAGUCUUGCCGAUAGCAACAAAAUUCAACGUCAGGCACCACAACUUAUAUCACCCACCACCAUCAAAAUUGAUCUCACCAAUCAACCUUAUAUUAUCACUGGUAACACUACUUUGAAUAUGACAUAUACGAUCUACAAUCGAGCGCAAGCAACUCUCAAUAUUACAUUAUGCAUAACAGAUUCUAUGAAACUGUUGAAUACAACUGAAAAAUGCGUUUCACCAUAUGUAAUCCCAAGUCAAAACAGCAUCACAGACCAACUGCCGGUAUUCAACAUAUACAAUCCGAAUAUAACCACAUCUCUUUUCACAUUUACUAUAAGUGCACCUGCAAACGAUAGUGUGAGCGCUCCAAAAGUGACUAAUUACAAGACUGUGACAUUAUAUACGGAAGAUAAAGCUUAUGAGGAAGCGUCACUAACAAACAGCGGUUUAAUUUUGCUUACUCCAUUGUGUAGCAUUUAG
This is a messenger RNA of Adineta ricciae, 2544 nucleotides long. The record is from the annotation of a GenBank genome assembly. Lineage: Eukaryota; Metazoa; Rotifera; Eurotatoria; Adinetida; Adinetidae.